Molecule: messenger RNA, 3099 nt
Organism: Priapulus caudatus
Lineage: Eukaryota; Metazoa; Priapulida; Priapulimorpha; Priapulimorphida; Priapulidae
Product: mediator of RNA polymerase II transcription subunit 13-like
Exons: 3
Coding region: 301-3099 (932 amino acids)
Source: RefSeq, a predicted model, not a curated record
GACCAACUGACCAACGUGUGGCAGCCCUCAUCAAACUCUAGCUCCCCUCUACCGCCAGGAGGCGUACCGAAUCAACAGCACCCACUAGGUGGCGCUGCAGCUUAUAACCAGACGCAUUCGUCCGGUGGCGCCCCUCAGCCGACGCAUCCUUCACCCGGCGUGACGUUCGACCCGAGUCAGAGAAACAUCAAUAAGAAAGUUCUACCCAAGAUAAUCUGUGGCUCGUUCCUGCCAAAACCCUUCCCAGGAAGCACGGCAACAACAACGCCCCCUGCUGGCGACGCCCAAGGCUGGAGGUCUAUGGGUACCCGGCUGCGCGAGGAGCUGACGCAAGGGCAGCCGCCCCGACCAGCAGAGGGCAGCACGAGCUGCGCAACGCCACCUGGUGUCGAGCUGCGGGAACCCGCGGCUCGUGACGCGGAGGCGGCAGGAUUGCGAGAAUUGAAUCGGGUUGAUCUCGCGAAUGCGACGCAGCCGGACAUGUUGUCUGGCGGUCAAGACCUGGUGCACACGGCCACUCAAGAGCUUAAUCUGCGGAACCAACCGGCAUUUGGUCGCAGUGACACUCAGAACGCGUCCAUCCACAUCAACUGCGAACCGACUGCAAGGAAAUCAUCACAGGAGCAGCAACAACAGCAGCAGCAAAAACAGCAGCAGCCACAACAGCAACAGCCACAACAGCAGCAGCAGCAGCAGCAGCAGCAGCAGCAACAGCAGCAGCAUCAGCAGCAGGAGCAUCUGAAGCGCAGGUUGCGGCCACGAGGGGGUGCCAGCAGCAGCAACAAUGACACGUUCAUCAGCGAGGUGUCGUACUUCUCCGACUCUUCGCGAGCAUCCUCGCCCGACCGCACCUUCACCUCGACCCUCGACAUCAGCGAGGGAGAGGCGAGUGAAGCCGACGACGACGACGUGGUCGUCGGCAGCAGCGCCACCGUCGCUGACAUGCGCAAGGACUUGCAGGCCAUGGAGAGGAACCUCCUUCGCGAUCUCGGAGAGUUCGACCAAGGCAGCUACCUACCGUUCGCCCCGGCCGAACCCCAUCCUGCCCCCGCCGAACCCCAUCCUGCCCCCGCCGAACCCCAUCCUGGAUCCUCUAAUCCUUACACUGUCACGGCUGAUCCUUACACUUUUGCCGCGAAAACUUACACCGUCGCCGCGGAAACCGACGGGCAAACGGACGAGCAGAAAAUGGUCGGCACGAUCCCGGUGCGCCGCUCGUCUGUCACGCGCAUGCGCAAGUUCUUCGACUCGCCAGGAGAGGGCGCCGGUGCAGCGGACGCGGCGACGGAGAAGCGCGCGGCUCACCUGUACGGCCUCGACGACGCGUUCCCGCAGCGCAUCGCGGGCGGACGCGCCACCGCCGUCGAGACCGUGAAUGCCGUGCUCGAGUCUCGUCUCACCGGCCGCCUCCCCCUGCACGUCCAGCCGUCAGAGGACGGCGGCAAAGCGCAAACACCGAUCGGGGAUGACGAGCCACCACCGUCAAAACAGACGAGUGGUCCUCCCGGGGUGCAUGACCGUGCAGGGAUGUUUAGGGUAAAUCAGGAGGGGAGCGAUUAUCCAGUCGAGCAUCCCGGUCUGCCCGCGUUCGUGAGUGAAGUGUCUGCUGUGACUGACAGCGCUGUCCUCCUCUCGCAGGCAAGCCCUCCGUCCCAGCGUGUCUCCGCAGCGGCGUCGAGUAAUGCCGCGACACCAGAGGUUGCCACGUUAGCUCGCGGUGAGCAGCGGUGGGUGACAGCGAUUGCUAGUCCGCAGCAGGAUCCUUCUGUUGUCUGGACUGUGAGGGAUAACUCUGGGCGUGGCCAACAGGUGGCGCAGCAUGCUGCUGCGGACGUUAAACCACCGUGGCAACAGGAAGCGAUACGGUCGCACCCUGACUGCACUGAGACUGUAGCUGCCAGUCACCUGCCCAGCCACCAGCACCCUCCACAUCACCCCCAUAGCCACCUCCAGAUACAGCAGCAGUUGCUUAACCAGCAACCUGGCCUACAGACCCACAACCAACAAACUACAGAGCAGAACCACAGCCACACAGCCUCCCGACAUCCAGCUCAUGCUGACCAACCCGUCCAGCUAAUCCACAGCCAACAGCCUCUUCCUGUUCAACAAACACAUAGUUACGAACCAGCGCAAGAACCCUACGCAACCUAUCCCAUCCAAGACCACAACCACCAACCCACUGAACACACCUACAGUGAUCAACCUAAUCAACUGACACACUCUAACCAACCCGGCCAACAGUCCUACAUGUCACAUUCUAUUCAACCGCCCCACCAACCGAACUAUAGUGAUAAUUCUGGCCAGCGCACUGGCCCUCAUCCAGUUGAUUACAGUUCUGGCGUGACACCACAACACGUGAGUGAACCAUCUGACAUGCAGCAGAACCAGCCGGCACCAGCGCUAGUGUCUCCCCUGCCAGGCACACCGGCUCAGCUUCGCAUGGGCACAUCGCUGGUGUCACCGCGCCAGCAAGAAGAGCCAGACUAUGACGAGCUUCCCUAUGCACCAGUCAACACUGACCAUCAAGGUCUUCCGAAAGUGCCACGCAUGGGCACCGGUCAACAGAUAAGUGCUAAUUCAGCGACGGUCAGUAGCCCGCGAUAUGUGGAUAGUCAGUCUGAGCAAAGCUUUGUCAUUGGUCAAGAUGCCAGAGUGGUUGCUGGAAGCCCCGAGGCGUCUCAAUCAAACCCACGUUACCAUAGCAACCACGUCUUUCAAGGUAAUCCUGAAUUUCGAAGCCAGCAAACUGCAUACCAGGGUAACCCAGGGCAACAAAUGAAUCCUGCAUACCAGGGUAAUCCGGGGCAGCAAUUUAGCUCUGAAAACCAGGGUAACCCUGGACUCCAAGGACAAAAUAUGAACCCUACAGAUCAGGGUAACCCUGGACCCCAAGGACAAAAUAUGAACCCUACAGAUCAGGGUAACCCUGGACCCCAAGGACAACAAAUUAACCCUGCAUACCAGGGUAACCCAGGACAACAAAUGAAUCUUGCAUACCAAAGUAACCCAGGACAACACAAUAAUCCUGAAUACCAGAGUACCGGGAUCAACAAAAAAUCCCUGGGCAUACCAAAGGUAAUCGGCCAGGAAACAAAUUAA